AUCAGCCCAAUGGUUCAACGUUGGGUUUGGGCCCAUGUACUAUUUUCGCUUUUCUUUCGUGCGGACGAAGCUUUCAACUUCUAAUUCCAACGAAAAUCGAUCGAUCUUCAUCAAAACCUACUGAAGAAGAAGAAGAUUUGCAGAAAGAUGGAUGCAUCGAAGACGAUUCCUCACGAAAUCGGCGGAGUGAGAAGCGACGCGCUCCGAUUCGGACUCCACGGCGUCAAGAGCGACAUCGUCGGCUCUCAUCCUCUCGAAUCCGCCUAUGAAGAGAAUAAGGCGAGUCAGGAGAGGAUGAAGAGAACGGUCCUUGCCAACACUUACGGCUUUGCUUUGCCCACGAGGAUGGAGAUGGACCGCCAAAUUCUCUCCAGGUUUCAGAGACCUAUUGGAGCAAUACCAUCUUCCAUGUUAGGGUUAGAAGCAAUGACAGGAGGUCUGGAAGACUUUGGUUUUGAAGACUACUUAAAUGAUCCCAAGGAAUCAGAGAGCGCACGCCCAGCUAACAUGCAUCACGGCAUGGAAGUGAGACUCGGGCUGUCCAAAGGACCAGUUUGCCCCAAUUUCAUUUGAACUAUUCUGUUCCUGUGGUUGAUUCACUUUCAAUCACAACUGCUUACUUCUCAUGCGAAUCUUAUUAUUGUUCUUCUAUUUUCACAUGAGCAGAAACUAGUGUGCUAAAGAUUUCUGAAUUUUUAUUUCAAAAUUCUGAAGAACUCACAUUCUAUUACAAGUAUAAAGAUGGGUCUUUUAUCCCCCAUCAUGGUUUAUAGUUUUGUGCCAAGUAUUUCCUAAUGAUGCAUCGGAAUAGGUCAAAACUCGUGCCUAAGAUGCCCAAUUUAAUGAGACCGCUCACUUGUAAGUUGUAACAAGCUUUAUGCUUCAUUAUACUCCGCCUUUGUCUGGGGCGUAGCUUGGAUGGAAAAGAAAGGGUGCAAAAUUGA
This is a messenger RNA of Cuscuta campestris, 944 nucleotides long. The record is from the annotation of a GenBank genome assembly. NCBI's taxonomy places the organism in Eukaryota, Viridiplantae, Streptophyta, Magnoliopsida, Solanales, Convolvulaceae.